This is a messenger RNA of Ambispora leptoticha, 905 nucleotides long. NCBI's taxonomy places the organism in Eukaryota, Fungi, Glomeromycota, Glomeromycetes, Archaeosporales, Ambisporaceae. The record is from the annotation of a GenBank genome assembly.
AUAUUGGGCAAAUAUUGCUGUAGAAACAGCAAGAUUCGAUAAAAAACAACAAAUUGAACAAAGACAGCAAACAAAAAGUAAUAUCAUUAAAGAUACCGAUACUGAUAGCGUAAUAUCUGACAAAAUGCACCAAGAAGAGUCAGAUACAUUCUUUACAAAUCUACAUCAAGAUCAACAAAUAAUAGAUCCUAAAGAGUAUCAGAAGCCAUAUAUUUCACCGACUAUGUCAGAACUAAAUAUUGGCAAAUCCUCUUAUUCGCAACAAGAAUUAAUACCCCCACCAUCACCGCGGUAUUCUGCAAAUACCUCGCCAACACAUACUAGAACGGCAUCAAUACAUUCAACAGAAGGCACAAAUGAUUUUAGUCAAUUGGAUGCCUCAACGCAUCCAAUAACUAUAGUACCAGCUAAACCAAAAUCAUUUGGAGAAAAACUUAGCGACAUAUUCUCAACAGCAACUUCAUACCUUCCGAGGUUUUCUAAAAAGAAAACUAUACCGGAUUUAAGACAAACUGCAAUAAAAGAUAGUGCAGUAUCGCAAAUAAAAGAAGAUAACCAAGUAUCGCCAGAAGAACAAGAAUUCUACAGGAAUAGGAAAAUAUCCUUUAAUCAAAGGCAUACGGAACUGGAACAAACCAGUUCAAUUACUAUUAAAACCACUAAAGGCAAAGAAAGGUCAAAUGAAGAACAGAUAAAAGAAAUAUGGGAAGUACCUUCAGAAUAUCAUAAACACUCACUCCCUCCGGGAUCAAAUAUAGAAUAUAAAAUAACUGGACAUAAUAACCAAUCCCAUGAACUAUCACUACCAAUAAACGAACAAUCAGAACAAUCAUCAUUAUACCAAUCAGAAGAAAUAUCACCUGAACUUAAACCAACGGGUGAACGACCUUCAACCCCAAUACCAA